UGGGUUUGAAUAGCGUCCUACCAGAUUAUUUUGAGGUCUGCCCAUCACAGCUGCUGUUUUUGCUUGGGCAGGCACUCGGCGCCUUUCUUCACUCUUCUUCUGUCUACUUUUCUGCUGCUGCUGUGACUAUAAGAAUGGAGAACUGUAGCCAGCCUGCAGAGGUACAGACCCUUAACAGCAUCCCCACUGUGGAUGUUGCCCCUGACCUUACUGAGGACCUGAAUAAGCAAUUAGAGGACAUCAUCAGUUUUUAUCAGGCAGCUGAGAAGCCAGCUGAGAAUGAGGAGCUGGAGGAAGAGGCAGUCACAGACAUAAAAGACUCUGGAAAGGCCAAGGACCCCAGGCUAGAAAAGAAAAUGCUGAAAGGCCUUGGGAAGGAGGCCAUGCUUCUCAUGCAAAGCCUGAACAAGCUUGGUAAUCCUGAGCAAAAACUGGAAGCUCUUAUAAAGAAGCAUGCACAGCUGCUGGAAGAGUACCGCUCAGAUCAGAAGCAGUUAAAGAUGCUACAGAAGAAAUUGCUGCAGGUGAUGAAGGAGAAAGAUCAGCUUCAGAGUGAGCACAGUAGAGCAGUGCUGGCCCGGAGUAAACUUGAGGGUCUUUGCAGAGAGCUGCAGAGACAUAACAAGACACUUAAGGAGGAGACACUUCAGCGAUGCCGUGAGGAUGACCUGAAGAGGAAGGAGAUCACUACUCACUUUCAAAACACACUUACAGACAUCCAGGCCCAGAUCGAGGAGCACAGCAACCGCAACAACAAACUGUGCCAGGAGAACAGCGACCUGGCUGAGAAACUCAAAGGCCUCAUUGCCAAAUAUGACCAGCGAGAGGCGAAUCUUGAGAAAGUGUUCAAGCAUAGAGACCUACAGCAGAAGUUGUUGGAGACCAAACUUGCUCAGGCAAAAGCACUGCUGAAAGAUGCUGAAGAGAAGCACAAGCUGGAGAGAGCGCAUUUACUAAAGCAAACUGCUGAAGCCAAACUACAAGUGACACUUAUGAAAGAGCAUGAAACUGACAUGAAGGGCCAGCUUGCUGUGUAUUCCGAGAAAUUUGAUGAAUUCAAAGGAGCUGUGUCACAGAGCAGUGGGGUUUAUGCCAGCUUCAAACAAGACAUAGAUAAAAUGGCAAAAAAGAUGAAAAAGCUAGAAAAGGAGGCCAGUUCAUGGAAAUCACGAUUUGAUGGCUGUAAUAAAACUCUUAUUGAAAUGGUUGCAGAUAAAGCAGUGAAGGAGAAAGAGUUUGAGCUUUUCACUUUAAAGACACAAAAGCUGGAGAAUCUCUGCAGAGCACUUCAGGAAGAGAGAAGGAGCCUCUAUCAGAAGCUACAGGAAAGCCAACCACCCGGAGCUGCAGAAGACACAGCAACAAAAGUGGAGAUAGCAGAAGAAAUAAAAGUCAUCAAUCAGGAAGCGAAGACCCAUGAAGAAGUACUCAGUGAGCCCACAACUGCUGCAACACCUCUUACUAAAGAGAUAGAGAAACUGAAGGCGGAAAAGUCCAGACUUGAAGAGGUUGCAGCAACAUUUACAAUAUCUCAUAUCUGUGAGCAGGCAGUUCUCCCUGCAGAAGCUAUUGAGGUUUCAGAACACUCUGAGAGCUUACAGGUGUCCCAAGAAACUGCAGAGAACACCACUGACUUGGAGUUUCAUCUCGAAGAAGAGAUUACCCCAUCCACAGAAACACUGUCUGAUAAAAAUCAAGAGAUUAGAGACAAAGAAAUGGAGACCGUUGAUUAAACUUCUUGACUAAAAAACCUUCAUAUUUUAUUACUCACUAAAGAAGCUGUCAUAAUUUAACAAAUAAACAUGUUGUCCAAGUGACUACAA
This is a messenger RNA of Ictalurus punctatus (channel catfish), 1823 nucleotides long. It is a transcript of the gene txlnbb, whose product is annotated as taxilin beta b. The coding region runs from base 135 to 1733 and encodes 532 amino acids. Lineage: Eukaryota; Metazoa; Chordata; Actinopteri; Siluriformes; Ictaluridae. The transcript has 10 exons. Gene Ontology annotation, molecular function: syntaxin binding. The record is from RefSeq and is a predicted model, not a curated record.